AUAAUUAUAAAUAAAAGAAAAUACUGAAAAAACAUUAAAACAUAAUACAUGCGAUGAAUAACAAAUAAAUGAAAAAUAUAAGGAAUAAAUAGAUAAUCUUCCUCCCCCAAUCAUCUCAUUAUAGACUGUUCAAAAAGAUGAAAAUAUAUAAAAUUAAAAAUUAAUCAUUGAACAAGAAGAAGAAUAAUAAUCCAAAAGUGAACUCGAACAAAAUUAUUCGCGGAAAAACGAAAACUCUUUUUUCGAAAUAAUAAAAGAAACAGAAAAACAAUCAGAAAACACAAACGAAAAUAAUAUAUGUGAAAAAAGGGAAAAACGUGAACCAUAUGUAUUUAAAAGUGGAGCCAUAUAUGAUGGCGAAUGGAAAGGUAGUAUGAGAGACGGUUUCGGAAUAUAAAAAUGGGUUGACGGUGCAAAAUACGAAGGAUAAUGGUAAAACAAUAAAGCGCAUGGAAAAGGUAAAUUCUAUCAUGUUGAUGGUGAUAUAUUCGAAGGCGAAUGGUAUUAAGAUAAAGCUAAUGGAUAUGGUAUAUAUGUACAUGUAAAUGGUGCAAAAUAUGAGGGAUAUUGGAAAGAUGAUCUAUAACAUGGACAUGGAAUAGAAACAUGGAAAGAUAAUUCUAAAUAUGAAGGAGAAUAUGUAAAUGGAAAAAAAGAAGGCCAUGGUGUUUAUAUAUGGGCAGAUUGUUCAAAAUAUGUUGGUGAAUGGCAUGAUAAUAAAAUACGCGGAAAAGGUAUGUAUUAAUGGUCAGAUGGAAGAUAAUAUGAUGGUGAAUGGUUAAACAACAAUAUGCAUGGUUAGGGUAAAUAUACAUGGAAAGAUGGUAGAUCUUAUGAAGGAUAAUACUUUAAUGAUAAAAAAUAAGGUUACGGAGUUUAUAGUUGGGCAGAUAAUAGAAGAUAUAAAGGUGAAUGGAAAAAUGGGAAAUAACACGGAAAAGGACGAUAUGUUUUAACUGAUGGAACUAUUAAAAACGGGAUAUGGGAAGAUGGGAAAAGAAUAUAAUGGAUAGAUGAAUAAGAUGAAAAAGAAUAAGAAUAAACAUGA
Messenger RNA from Ichthyophthirius multifiliis, 1048 nucleotides. RefSeq lists its product as hypothetical. Lineage: Eukaryota; Ciliophora; Oligohymenophorea; Hymenostomatida. The transcript has 4 exons. The annotation marks the transcript as partial. The record is from RefSeq and is a predicted model, not a curated record.